UUUCAAUCUAAAGUGAAAGUAGGAUAAAAAUGGCGGGAGUAGAAGAAAUGGAAUCUCAAACUGAUGAUAAGGAAAACUCAUCUGAGAAAAUUGUGAAAACAAAAGAGAAAAAUUCUAACCAGGAUAGUGAGAAGUUGAUGAAGCUGCCGUUGAGCAGAAUUAAAUCGAUCAUGAAAAGUGACCCUGAUGUGACGUUAGCAAGCCAAGAAGCAGUGAUCACUAUAGCUAAAGCCACAGAAUUGUUUAUAUGGGAAUUGUCGAAGGAUGCAGUUCACAGCACAUUACAAAGUAAAAGGAAGACACUACAGAGAAAGGAUCUGGAUUGUAUACUUGAUACAAGAGAUUGCUAUUUAUUUCUUGAAGGAACUCUGGACUGAAAUUCAUGUACUCAUUUUACUACAGUACAGAACUCUCAAAUCAAAUUGGAUUUCUUCAACAGAAUGGGAAGUGUGUAUGAAAUGUUUCUAGUGGUGACUCUCAGUGCUUAAAAUGUGCUGGCCACUGAAGUAAAAUUAUAGACACAUUGUCAUCAUUGUUAAUCAUUACAUCACUGUGUUCUGUGAAUAUUUAGAAAUGUAUAAAAAUUGUAAAUGAAUAUGCAUUUAUCAGUAUAUUGUUCAAUCACAUCUUGUGUUUUUCUAAAAUGGUUUUUAAAUGAUUUAAUAAUGAAAAAUAUAUGUUCCAUUUCUC
Molecule: messenger RNA, 690 nt
Organism: Magallana angulata
Lineage: Eukaryota; Metazoa; Mollusca; Bivalvia; Ostreida; Ostreidae
Product: DNA polymerase epsilon subunit 4-like
Exons: 1
Coding region: 30-377 (115 amino acids)
Cellular component (GO): epsilon DNA polymerase complex; nucleus
Molecular function (GO): protein heterodimerization activity
Source: RefSeq, a predicted model, not a curated record